Guyanagaster necrorhizus is the source of this 3519-nucleotide messenger RNA. RefSeq lists its product as uncharacterized. The transcript is spliced from 12 exons. NCBI's taxonomy places the organism in Eukaryota, Fungi, Basidiomycota, Agaricomycetes, Agaricales, Physalacriaceae. The record is from RefSeq and is a predicted model, not a curated record. The coding region runs from base 192 to 3410 and encodes 1072 amino acids. Gene Ontology annotation, biological process: nucleotide catabolic process; pyrimidine nucleobase metabolic process. Gene Ontology annotation, molecular function: nucleotidase activity; protein binding.
CGUUGGCUCCUGCCACCAUCGUCUUCUUACCUCCUUCUGUCUAUCGUUCCUCGCUGCUCACCGUUGGCUCGACGCGUACCCUUACGCGUAUCUUGGGUCAAUAUUCAUUUCUUGCAGCACUUUAGUGAUACCAGUACCGCUGUUAUACCAAUCUUUAUUUUCCAACUAAACCCUUAAUAUUUCCAUCUAUCAUGAAUUCCAACGCUUCGACGACGGCCCGCUCGCCCCAAAAAUCCCCUAGUUUGGUUGCACACAGGACGGUCAAGCGAUCUUCCAUUCCUUCAUUAUCGUCUAAUUCUGCCAUUAAGGAUAGACGAAUAUCAGCACCUCCUGGAGAGAGCGUUAUUAGAGUAUCGGCCUCACCACCAUCCAUGGCUGCGACGCCGACAUCACCUACCCCCAACGGCGCGUGCGCUUCGACAAGCGGAGGCAUUCCACGGCUUAGAGCUACUCCAUCUGUCAUUUCAACGAAACGUUCUCUGGUUAAGACCAUCUACGCUCCUUCGAAUACAUCUCCCCAAGCGCGUGUUACAAACGAGAAUUCAACUUCGACAACUACCCCACCACGUGCCCAGCUCAGCCCACUGGCCACACCACCUUCACGCAUACGCAAAACACCCACGUUCUCCCCCGAACAGAGCCUUUCGCCUUCUAGCCAUCUAUCCUCACCUUCAAAGUCUCUUCUCGAAAGGCACUCCUCAACUCCCAAGACUACCUCACCGCGUUCCACGCUCGGACAGAGUCCCUUAUCCAAAAAUGGCACUCCCAACUCCAUGUAUCGUUCUUCUACAUUAGUGCCCAUGCCGAUCCCAGAGCAGCCAAAGUUACUAUCACAAUCUGCCGCCCUCCUCUCUCUUACUGAAAAAAGCACCGGGUACGGAAGCCCCGAGAAUCACUUCUUUUCCACCUCGGCUAUGAUCCCCUCUGUCUGGGCUACCGAUGACGAUAACACAACUCUGGACAUGGUCACAGAAGACGGAGACGAAUACGAGGGUGACGAAGAGCUUGCAGGUCUCUUGAGCCAGAUUUCAUCUCUUCAUUCGCGCAAGAUUACGUCAUAUAAGAGACUGCUGGAGCGUGCACAACUCUCGUCGGCAGCUCAAUUGCAUGCACUGCAAGCGGAGAUACAGAUUCUGAAAGAGCAGUUACAGAAUGGAGGUGGGCAUACUCACAAUCCAGUGCCCAUGAUAUCUGGCGAAGGCUUCUGUAGACAAUGCCGUAAGAAGAAAGGAUAUUGGGACGGAUACAGAGGGGAAGAUGACGAGGACGACGAAGGAGUUGAUGAUGAUCUUGCAUUCGUUUUAAAAGGUAAAGGCAAGUAUAAUUUUGACGAGAAAGCUGUGCGGAGGAUAGUCCGACAUAUGGGAAGGGCAGCCAGAGGCCGAUUAAUUGGAAUCAUAUUAGGAGCGUGUCACCCUGGUGAUAUCCCGCUCCAAAUUCUCCUCCUCCAACGUUACCUAAAAUCAACAUAUGAUGUCCUUGGGAAUCUCUCCCCAGAAUUGUCUCUACGGAUUCUGAAGGAGUUUAGUGUAUCGCAGUUGCUUGGACUGGCGGCAGUCUCCAAGAAGUGGUACGCGAUGGUACAUCACGCAUCUGUUUGGAGAUACCACUGUCUCAGAGUAACGGCAAAUGAUCCCGUCCCACUCAAAUGGCCUGACGAUGACACAGGAUGGUUCCCACUCUACCGCUCUCUCCACCACCUCCACUCUAACCUUGCCAAUGCGCUUCCUCAGUCUAUCUUGUUUUUGAAUGGGCAUACUAACUUUGUGACGACCCUCAUACUGAAGGGGAGACGGUUAGUCAGUGGGAGCUAUGAUGAGACGAUUCGGUUCUGGGAGUUGCCAGAGAGAGGUGUGGGGGUGGGGAUGAAUGCGGCUGCCAUCAGAGUAUCUGGCGGAAGUCAAAUGGAUGUAGAUGGUCUGGCCCAAUGUAAAAAGGUGCUGAGAGUUGGCAAAGUUGUUAGUUGUAUUGAUUGGUUAAUUGAAGAAGAGGUAUUUGUGGUCGGAUUCCACGCUGUUGGACGUGUCCAUCUUUUCUCUUCCUUAACAUACACUUCUCUUCAACAACUUGCUGGACAUCUCAACGGUAUCCGCGCUGUAGCUCUGAGUUCCAAGAAUCUAGUCUCCGCAGGUGCCGAUAAAGCACUUGUUUGUUGGGAUUGGCGCGCCGGGACGAAAAUUGUUCGUUUCGGGCAGCAGACUACAAUCAAUAUCGGCGUCCAAAUCAUCGCCGGCUCGACAAAUAACGAGGGUGAACGGGUUGUCAGCGUCACCAUUGACGGAGUUGUACGGGUAUUCAGUAUUCAGCGAAGAGAAAUGAUGUCACAAUUCAAGCUAUCUGAUCUUGGUGGCAUUGAUCCUGUGCUGAACGCAAAACUGCACAAUAUCGGCGCCGCCCCUAAUAACAUGUUACAAUGGUUUGCUGCCAAAGGCACGCAAAUGACCUGUGCUACCAAGUCGAUUGUCAUGCAUCUUCAAUGGCAAGAGGAAUCUGAAGACCCUAUUUCGAAAACUACAUCUAGCAAAUUAAUGGGGCCGCCUUCUCCAAAGAUCACUUCUCCGAUAUCAUUGUCUGCAAGCCUGAGUAAAGUUCCGGCUACUCCUCGUACUCGUGCAGUUUCAUCUAUGGCCCGCUCUACGUCACUUGUCAUAUCCAAUUCACAAUCUUCCUCUCGGCGCCCGUCUCUAAUAGCCAGCGUUUCGAGUGCCUCUGCUACUAAAAGCAAAUUAAGUAUGAGCUCUACCACGCGGGCUAGGACAUCUAGCACGUCUAUUAGCCCGACGUCGACAAGGACCGGGACACCCGCGGGGCUGUUCCCCAUCAGAUUUGGCAGAGCGGCGAUUUUAACUGCGCCGCCGAAAUUGGUUGCAAUGGUGGAGACGCCUGAUGUGGCCAUGGGGGCAGUCGACCCAAGGAAAAAGAGAGUGGUAACUGCUACAAGAUUCAGUUCUCGGGCGGGUGCCGACAGAAGAAUGUUCAUGUCUAUUCACGAAGACAAGGAGCAGCGCCAUACCGGAAACGACUCUUUGGAAGUAGAUGUGGACCUGGAUCUGGUUCUAGGGAUUACGUCGAGGAAUUCUUCGCCUUCAGUGGAUAUAGAUACCACCGUCACUCCCGUCACGGGCGCAUGGGCUGCUUUGGCUAAUGCUGACAGUGAGACUGGUUCUUCGGUGAAGGGUUUAAUUGGAUCCCUACCUCCUAAAUUCCAAGGAUUGGCAACGCCUGAGAAAAAUCCAAUGUCGAUGCAGUUGAGCCAUGAAGAGGUUGUGAUAGGGUGUGCAGAUGGAACUAUUUACGUCAUGAAUUUCGUUGGUUACGAGUAUCAGAAGCCUAGACAGCGGCCAGGGUCUGUCGAAGUGUCUUCCGACGAUAUUGAUAUCGAUGACGAGACCAUCAGCGAAUCAGACUAAAGCUUUGGCACCUAAGAAUGCUUUGUUUGAUCCUUUCUGUGUCGCUCCAGCAUGUUAUGAACAUUUCUAUACACUACUUGUCUAAUGAACAUCUAUGGUUUGUCGCUGC